This is a messenger RNA of Rhopilema esculentum, 528 nucleotides long. The record is from the annotation of a RefSeq genome assembly. Lineage: Eukaryota; Metazoa; Cnidaria; Scyphozoa; Rhizostomeae; Rhizostomatidae.
AUAACUUUAACCAUUAUAUCAGGUAUGAUGGUAAUAACUGCCAUACACCCAGUUCAUUCAAUAAUUUGAUUAGUGUUAGCGUUUGUGAACUCAGCUUUACUAUUCGUUCAAUUAGAGGCAGAUUUUAUAGCUUUAGCAACACUAAUUAUUUAUGUAGGAGCAAUUGCUAUUUUAUUCAUAUUUGUUUUGAUGAUGCUUAAUUUAUCAGCUUAUGAUUUAGAAAAUGAAAUUUCUUCUAUUCUUCCUAUUAGUGUAGUAAGUGCUUUAGGAAUUAUUACAAUUAUUAUUUCUAAUAAUUUUACUAAUAUGGACACUUCUUACCAAGAAAUAUUCUCUUUAAAGGAAUUCUCCACAAUGCAAUCAAUAGGUUCUCAAUUGUAUAACCAAUUUGGAGAGUACUUAAUCAUUGCAAGCAUAAUUCUUUUAGUAGCAAUGGUUGGAGCAAUUUUAUUAACUUUAAACCCUUCUUACCACUCUAAAAAACAAAAUAAUUUUAUUCAAAUAGUACGUGAUAACCAUAACUUUUAG